CCUUUCCCUCCCUCCGCUGUCGUCUCCGGCUGCCUCCUUCGGAUUCUUUCGGCUUCCUCUCAGGUCUCUCCGCUACGUUUCCGUGAGAAAGGAUGUCGACACUCUCGAUUCCCGUUUCGGUUCCGUCCCCCUACGACGACAGCGAGCAGCUCCGCAAGGCCUUCGAAGGAUGGGGCACGAACGAGGGGCUGAUCAUCUCCAUCGUGGCCCACCGCUCCGCUGCCCAGCGACGCCAGAUCCGCGACGCCUACGCCCAGGCCUACGGCGAGGAUAUCCUCAAGGCCUUCGAAAGGGAGCUCACCCGGGACUUCGAGAAAGCCGUGCUGCUGUGGAUGCUGGACCCCCCGGAGAGGGACGCCAUGCUGGCCAACGAGGCCUUGAAGAAGUGGUCCCCCGGGAACCGCGCGUUGAUUGAGAUCGCCGUGACGAGGACUGCUGACGAGCUGUUCGCGGUCCGGAGGGCGUACCAUGCCCGCUUCAAGAGAUCGCUUGAGGAGGACGUCGCGGCCCACACUAGUGGGGAUUUCCGGAAGCUUCUUGUGCCACUCGUAAGCUCAUACCGUUAUGAGGGUCUUGAAGUGAAUGCGUCACUGGCGAAGUCAGAGGCUAAGGUGCUGCAUGAAAAGAUAAACGACAAGGAUUAUGGCCAUGAAGAAAUCAUUAGAAUUCUAACUACAAGGAGCAAAGCACAACUGCUUGCAACGUUCAAUGAUUACAACAAUGAAUUUGGUCAUCCAAUUAACAAGGACUUGAAGGCUGAUCCUAAGGAUGACUUCCUCUCUGCACUGAGGAGCAUCGUACGUUGCAUCAUUUGCCCUGAAAGAUAUCUUGAGAAGGUCAUCCGGCUUGCAAUCAACAAAGUGGGGACAGAUGAGUACGCUCUUACUCGAGUCAUAACCACUCAUGCUGAGGUGAAUAUGAAACCGAUAAAGGAGAUAUACUACAAGAGAAACAGCGUGCCUCUGGAACGUGCCAUUAAAAAGGACACCACUGGAGACUACGAGGACUUCCUUCUUGCAUUGAUAGGAGAGGAUGCCUAAGCUCUCUUGAGGUUCAGUACCUGGCAUCUUGGUAACCCCGUUUAUACCAUCAUGUCCCUUUUGUGUGUGGGAAUAAUGUCUUGGUUUGCCUUAGCGGGAGUGUUGGCUUGUUUUAGGUCUUAUGACAUGCCAAGGUGCAAAUAAUGUGUCUCUGUGUGCCUUGCAUCAAACUUGAGGGAUGCGUUUACUUAUUUUCAGUUUUAUGUUGCAUUGUUAGAUGUGGGUUUUUUUAUCCGCCAAGGUGCUGAAUAUAUUAAUCCAUCUUGUGUUUGAGCGAUAAAUGCAUGUUUUAAUAA
This is a messenger RNA of Phoenix dactylifera (date palm), 1336 nucleotides long. Lineage: Eukaryota; Viridiplantae; Streptophyta; Magnoliopsida; Arecales; Arecaceae. The record is from RefSeq and is a predicted model, not a curated record.